GAAAUAGUACGGAAGAUAGAUUGAUUUGGAAAGAGAUGAGAGACUUUAAUAAUUUUUUUAAAAAGGGAAGAAAGUAUUUUGGGGGUAGGAUAAGUGACGUAAUUCAUUUGUAUGGUUGUAUUUAUUCUGUAUGUUGUGAGGGGUUUUGGUUUGGAACAUACUGGACGGAAAGGCUUGUGUGUGUGUCCUCUUUCCAAGACAAAAAGCCGGCUGCCUCUUUCAAAAGAGAAAAUGAUUUCAUGCUGUCUCCAAACCUUUACUGCUCGCACGUUGAUUGGUCAAAAAAGUGA
Racocetra persica is the source of this 290-nucleotide messenger RNA. NCBI's taxonomy places the organism in Eukaryota, Fungi, Glomeromycota, Glomeromycetes, Diversisporales, Gigasporaceae. The record is from the annotation of a GenBank genome assembly.